AUGAGGGAGGUGGCGUUGUCUGCCGUGAUUGGAUGGGGAUGUGGCGGUGGAAUAGAGGUGGGGCGAGGCGGCGUUCGGCCGUGGCUGCGUGCGGCAUGGGCGUCUCUUCAGGCAGAUUUAGUUCGCCUUAUCGGGUCGAGGGUGCUAGCGGGCGAUUUGAUGGACUACAUCCGCUUCAGGGCCGUUUGCCCCCACUGGCGAUCUAGCUCGGAUCGUCCACGCGGCCGCGGCGUCAUCGACCCGCGCUUUCACCCUCGCCGGUGGAUGAUGCUGCCCGAGGGCCACGGCCUCUACCCCGGUCACGGCAAGCUACGUGGUUACAUCCGCUUCUUCAACCUCUCCACAGGCGUCAUCGUCCGCGUCCUCGCUCCCGCUUUCAGGAACCACCGCAUCCUCGACUCGGCCGAUGGCCUCCUCCUCCUUCGGCGGGACGAAGACACCGUCAUCCGUCUCCUCCACCCCUUCACCGGUGACAUUGUAGACCUCCCGCCACUCGCCACCCUCAUGCGUCUUCCUCGGAGCCAAUCUGAAUGUGACAAGGACUUGGACAUUUUCCAGAUCGACCCACCGCAGCAUGACGGGACAGGCUCAGCUUCGUCCUCAACGCCAUCGCAGAAGUUGAUUGCCACAUGCCCGGCCGGCAAGAUGCCUGUCCCUCAAUACCUCGCAGAAUGCGACUCGGAAGUCCUGGUCAUAGGGUAUAGAGACGGAUUCUUUACACACCCUUUAGUUUACAGACUGUCUGACCUUAUCCUUGUCGUGGUUGCACCGGUAACUAGUAUCGGAGGCAAUGUUCUGUUCAUUGAUGAAAGGAUUCUAAGUGUCAGCUCUGAGACAGUGCCUAGCAUUGUGGGUGACAGCAUCGUAGCUAUUCACCCCGCAGACCUGAACAAAGGAACAAUUAGUUAUCAGCAUAAGAAUCAGAAUAAUUGGAAGGUGAAGAGCAAGUGGCGCCUGGGGCUAGGUCAUUAA
This is a messenger RNA of Lolium rigidum, 972 nucleotides long. RefSeq lists its product as uncharacterized. Bases 1 to 972 code for a protein of 323 amino acids. NCBI's taxonomy places the organism in Eukaryota, Viridiplantae, Streptophyta, Magnoliopsida, Poales, Poaceae. The record is from RefSeq and is a predicted model, not a curated record. The transcript is spliced from 5 exons.